CCGCAUCGUUAAUUAGUUCUGAGUAAAGAAGCAACACAAGCAUCAUGCAGUCCACAACCUUCCUGAUGGCCAUCCUGGUGGUGGCUUUGCUCAUGCUAUUGAGCGCCCCAGCCACUGAGGCCACCUUCUUGCUCAUCGCCUGCAUGCUGAGGUCGCCACUGUGCCCAUGGGUCACCGCAGCCAGCUCUAGCACAACCUAGGACAACAUUGACAACUCGCAUGAAGGCUCGAUAACAGACAUCCUUGGAAUGAAAUCUAUUGGAACAGACGCACUUGGAAAACGCAUAUAUAAUAAAUGAAAAGUUGUUUUUUGUUGCAUUGAA
Molecule: messenger RNA, 323 nt
Organism: Drosophila subobscura
Lineage: Eukaryota; Metazoa; Arthropoda; Insecta; Diptera; Drosophilidae
Exons: 1
Coding region: 45-200 (51 amino acids)
Source: RefSeq, a predicted model, not a curated record